Blepharisma stoltei is the source of this 972-nucleotide messenger RNA. The record is from the annotation of a GenBank genome assembly. Lineage: Eukaryota; Ciliophora; Heterotrichea; Heterotrichida; Blepharismidae.
AUGGAAACAGGCCCUUUUCGAUCAGUUAAAGCAGGAGACCGAGGUGAGCUUGACAGAGCAAUAGGAAGAAUGGAAGCUCGUCCAGAUAUCAGAGACAGCCAAGGGAAUUCUCUUCUUCACAUCGCUGUUGAAGUCAAGAGAAAUGAGCUUGCAUGCAUUGCUCUUCUGCUAGAAAAUGGUUGGGAUCCUAACCUACAAAACAACUUAGGAGCUACCCCACUUCAUUAUGUAGCUCUCCGAAAAGACUCAGGCAGACAAGUUGCCCAGCUUCUUCUAGAACACCGUGCCAAUCCUAACAUUGCUACAAACUCAGGACACACAGCUCUGCAUCUGGCCUGUGAAAGGUAUAAGUCUGAGCUUGUUGAGAUUUUAUGUGAAAAUGGUGCAUUGCCUUCUGCUUUAGACAUAAAGCAUAAUACUCCUCUUCACAUUCUUUUAUUAACACCUGGGCGUGAUACAAUAGCUAGAGAUAUCGUAGAAAUUCUAUUAGCUCACGGUGCAAGGCCAGGCCAAAAGAACUCAGACGGAAAUGAUACUUUAUUAUUAGCAGCAGCCCAAGGGUAUGCCAAAGUGAUUCAAUUUUUACUACAGCAUAAUCAGGACCCAACAGUAGUUAAUAACUUUAACAACAAUAUUGUCCAUGAAGCUGCUUUGCACGGUCAUUCUGAGCUGGUUGAGAUUUUGCUAGCGAUUGAGGUGCCUUUUUUGAAUUCAAAAAAUAUCGAAGGGGACACUCCAUUGCACAUUGCAGUUAAAAACAACCACGCUGACGUAGCUGUGGCACUGCUGAGAAAAGGAGCAUCAAUACAAAUCAAAAAUAACCAUGGGCAGACUGUCAAUGAAAUAGUCUCUCAAGAAGCCAAAGACGUGUUUGCUGCUAAACACCCUGAUUUAAUCAGAGCCUUAGCAACAAGGGUAAAACCACAAGCAAGAAAGCCUGAAGAUGAUCCUGCAGUUUGCGCUAUUCAAUAA